Molecule: messenger RNA, 2291 nt
Organism: Pocillopora meandrina
Lineage: Eukaryota; Metazoa; Cnidaria; Anthozoa; Scleractinia; Pocilloporidae
Source: the annotation of a GenBank genome assembly
AUGCGUUGGCGAAGAAAUAUUUUUAUUUUCCUCGUAUCAUGCCUUCAGAUUUUCCUUUUUGCAAGUGUUUUUUAUCUUUUUAGGAAGUGCUUCAAAAAAUCGGACUUAACUACUAAAGGAGUAGUAACAGAAAUUGGUCAAAGGGAAACGGGUCCUUCAUCCAAAAUGGUGCAAGCAGCAUACGACAAGAUGUCCUCGUUAGUUCACUUUCCGACGCAAAAGCAGACAUUAAACCUAAGUGGAAGUGUUGACAAGAACGAAACGGGUACGUUUUUAAGAGCGGAGGCGGAUAAUACUUUAAGGGAAGAGAAUGAAAUUUAUCUUAUGAGGAGGAAACACAAAAAGACAAGAUUAAAACUCAUCGUAGCCAUUCUCAGCGCACCGAUACGAUUUGAUCGACGGGAAGGGAUACGACGAACUUGGAUGAACCAAUGUUCAUCGGAAGAAGUCGUAUGUCGUUUCUUUACCGAUAGCUUAUUCGACAUGGAACCGAACGUGCGAAGUGUUCUUGUAAACGAAAGCAACCAAUACGGCGAUCUGGAAUUUAUGCCAAUUCCCAAGGGAUAUAACUUCGGACUUCGGCUGUUAUGGUUGAUGGAAUGGUCUGCGGAAAGAUAUGAGUUUGACUUCUUCUUGAGAAUGGACGAUGAUUACUUCGUCUGCUUAAAAAGACUGUUGUUCGAGAUCCCCUUCAGGCCUCAGAAAAGGUAAGAACAUACUUACACCUAGACUGACUUGCUAUGCAAUACGAGGAUUUUCGGUGUAACUUAGACUCCCACCUAGUUUAGUAGUUAAAAUAGGUUCUUGUUUACUUGUUCACAGCUGUUACAUUAUUAUAUGAGAGUACAGUGCUUUCCUCCCGGUAUGUUAGCAAACCAUAGAGUUAAUGAUUUUGUAACAGCAUACGUUAUCUUGUGAAUGAACCGUAAACGAUUGAAUCAUUUCAUGUACGUUUAUCUCGUAAACGAUUCUGAAUUCCCCUUGGCAAGAAAGUCAAGUAACUUGUCAUAGUUAUAAAAACUAUUUUCCUCGAAAAAUCCAUCACUUGAAUCCUCAAAUUUUAGGAGAUGAUUUGCGUUGAAGGUGUUAUGAACGCUGGUUUUAAAUAAAUCAAAUUUUCUAUAGACGGAGCAUAUGAAGUGGAGAAAAUAAUCCAAAAUUUCUAUAUCAAACAGGAACAGGUACCAGCCAAUUUCCUAGGUUGUGUUUACUCUUUCCGUUGAUCUCUUGAGCUUUUGAUCGCAGAACGGGUACUUGAUAGAUUUGUUUUGACAAUAUAAAAGUAAUAAAAUUAGAGAGAUACUGAAAAAAUAUUAAGCUCUCAUCUACUUCAAGAGACUAAGAGAGAGAACAAGAACUGGGUCAUUUCAUAUCCUCUUACACUAAGCCGUAAUCGCUCUUACGACUCAAACUAACUAGACUCAAACCCAUUAGUCCAAGUCGUCUUCAAAACGUGUGCGGCGCUCAAGUCUGGAAGAAAGGCUCCCAUGCUGACCGGGUCGUUUAAUUGCGCCUUUGAAGACGACAGGGAGUGAGUUAGUGAUUAGCCGCAAUAAUCUGGCGCUGUCAAAAAGCUCCCAAAAGAGGGUUCAAGUGUUUCUCAGAGCACACAAAAUCACUCGAAAAGGGCCCCGAAUAGUUCUUAGGUCUUUUGAGAACCGCGUAGACCUCUUUUCCUUUGCUUAGCACUUACAAGUUUUUACUGUGAUUUCCAAUUUGCGUUUUUUAUACAACAAUCCCUUCAUAAUGAAGGUUGUAGCCAAUCAUGUUUUUUUUCCCAUACUUUUAGACUAUAUUGGGGUUAUGUUCACUGUGAAGUGGAAGGACUGGUACGAAUAGACGAGGGUUUCCUCCUUUUAUCAGAAGACUUGGUAUUGGAGUUUACGCGCAAGAGAAAUAAGUUGCUUUGUCAUCCGUUCGGUGAUCAAACAGUCGCGAUAUGGAUGAAUGAUGUUAAAAAUGUUAUUUUCUUUCACGAUCCUCGAAUAUUUCACGACGUAUCCGCGAAAGUUCCCGAGUUCAAGUCUUUUGAUAAAAUGUGUUUGAAGUACAUCAGUCUGCAUGGAUCUUAUUUGCACGAAAUGUUGCUCUAUUGGGAGACCUCUUCAAAAGAAAACCAUUCUACCUUUUGGGUCCCUUCCAUUCAGCCAAUCAGUAACCUAUGUCCAUUAAGCACGCGUUUUGAUUGGCGGGCCAUGGGAGGCCCUCCUUAUGGUUAUGAACCAAAACCGUGCGUGCUGAAACCUCUCUGGGACAUUGGAAGCAUGCAUCGAGGAAGGAACAUGAUGUAA